Arabis nemorensis is the source of this 393-nucleotide messenger RNA. The record is from the annotation of a GenBank genome assembly. NCBI's taxonomy places the organism in Eukaryota, Viridiplantae, Streptophyta, Magnoliopsida, Brassicales, Brassicaceae.
AUGCACGGUGAAGAGUUGUUAAAUCAGUUGGUGAGGGAUGAGGGUCCUUCCGUCACUAAAACAGAUCUGCUUCGAUGGGCUAAACUUUUUGACAAGGAGGGCAAAAAUCAACAAACACUCGAAAUCUAUGAGUGGAUGAUGAGACAGAAAAUGACUCUUUCUGCCUCCAAGCAUGGAGUUCAUGUGGAUCUUAUUGGAAAGACUAAAGGCUUAGCAGCGGCUGAAAACUGCUUCAACAACUUGGACCCUUGUGACAGGAAUCACUCCACUUACCUGAAGCUCUUGAAAUGGUAUUGUCGUGGGCUCGAGGAAGACAAGGCUAGGCAAAGGCUCUUUUCCGGAAAAUGGAUGAUCUCAAACUUGUCAUUAAUUGUUCACCCUUUAACGAUAUGA